AUAACAAGUAGAUUUUUACCGCCAAAUCAAAGUAGGGAUGAAAGAGAAUGUCGUCGUCUGAGCUUCGCAUCUUCGAAAACCCUAGAAAAUGGCGAUUCACUUGGGAAGCCCAAUCUCACAUCCCUACCCUUCGAUUGUUCCUCUUCAAUCCAAACUCCAAACCAUCGACUCAAUGCAAGAACCUGAAUGUCAACUUGGUGCUCCAACAAUCUCUACUCAUCGUGAGCUGGUCCGAAGAAGAAGAAGAACUCGAGAUUUCACUUAGGGUUCCUAUUCCUAGGGCUUUGGUUGACGUUGAAUCUCCAGUUCACUUCAGAGCAUUGGACGAUCAUAUCGAUGUUAAACUUGUUCUGCUUCUUCCAGUUGAUCACCCAAUUUUUACAAACUUGGAAGACGAGUGUAAUCGAGAAAAUGCGUUCUUGGAUGAUUUGAGGCCUCUUUUGAUGGAUUCGGAGAUCAAGAAUUUGUCUUCUGAUGGAGGUGUGCACUUCUACUGCAGAAAUUGCUCGACUAAGUUGACAAGGUGUCUCAGCUUUUUUGUGGAAAUGCCUUCAGUGAACUGGCCAGAGGUGGCAGACAAUUGGUUUGGGUCUUGUUGUUGUUCAUUUGGAGGUAUAAGUGAGAAGCUGGUGACUAGAUAUGCAAAUUGCUAUACAUGUGCCGCGGGUAUUUGCCUAUUAAAUACGACAUCCGUUAUUCUUUGCAAAGAUGACCUCCUGGGAUGUAAAUUGCCUUAUCGCAGUGGAAGUGAAAACUAUGAGCCCGAAGCUGAUUUCACCAAUGACAAAUGUUUAACCAAAUCCAUUGUAGAUAAUGGAAGUGAUCAUGGAAGAGUGGUAUUUUGUGAGAAUCAAAGCGGAAAUAUGCAUGAAUUUAGUGGGAACUUAAGCUGCAUACGUCCAAAGAACGACAAAGUUGCUGCAAAUCAAGAACGUGAUGUUUUUGAAAAAGUAACUAAUGCUGAUAGUUUAUCUUCCAUUUUACCAGCAUUGAGAUUCUCUGAAGAUGUGGCAUCAGCACCUGGAUGUUGCAAUGAUAUGACGAGUCCUGCCAUCAAUCAUGAUACUCAAAAUUGCUCAUUUGAAAUGACAAAAAACAAUGGGCUCCUUGCAAAUCAAAAGUCUUUUCUGAAUGGUUUUCUAGGAAAUGUUUUCAUGGUUAGAUCCUCCAAUCUUUCAAAAGAUGUUCAGUGGAUUAAAUUUCCAUGCCCUACGUGUUCACGUCUUCUUGGAGCAUACCCUUGCGGUAGUGAUCUUGCACCAUUGGAUGGUGGAGUUCGAUUGUUCAAGUGUUGCAUCUCAACUUGUUUGCCUGUCGGUGGACCAAGUGAUUUGUUCAGGAGGUAUGACUUGGAAAGGAUGUUCACAAAUCAGCUACUGGAAAGUGCAAAAGAUGAACUAUCAUUUCGGACUUUAGUUAGGGAUCUUCAGACCAGAUCCCCGAAGUUGCAAAUAGUUCUCUUAAAUCCGAAUUUAUGGUGCUGUACUGAUUAUUGUCUGGCCAUAGACGACACAGUGGGAACAGUUGCAAAGAUAGAUCUGUACCCUGCAACCAAGGUGCUUUUUUCUGAGUGCAGUAGCAGUACCGACUUCGAACCAAGGUUGACAGAGGAAUGGGUAGCAAAGAAUCAAGCUGAUGAAGUUUACAUGCUGGAGCAUCAAAUACAAGAAUUGAUUGGAUCCUUGGAGUCAGCUAAAGGUAUACUUCCACCUUCAUACAGUUCUCUCCAGGGUUUUACUUUAUCAUCCAUGCGACGAUAAUGAUAGUCGCUUGUUUCAAAACUUGGAUAUUCUGUGAGUUCUUGGUUUGUAAACAAAAGGGAAGGAAGAUUUUCCAUUUUUGAGAUGGUCUUUUGGGAGGCCAGAAUACUCAUCUGAUCGGGGUGGAAUUGUCCAGCAUACACUUGUCACUCCAGUAUAUAUGACAUCAGUUUAAUCAUUCUGGGAAGUCCUCUCAAAAGCAAUCCAUGUUUUUUUUUGAAUCGUCAACUUGUUCCAUUAGAAUCCACAAGAAGAUCGUAACAACGUUUGUUGCACUGAAGAACUUUCUUGUACUCGCUAGGACAUUGGAAUUGUCAGAUGGUACAUCUCUCCUCUUGUUUGUAUCACUCUCUUGCAUCCAUUCAUGGGUUGUUUAUCUUCUUCACCAUUGCUAUAAUCUCAUGUUCACAAACUCGCAAUUUCUCUGUUCUCAACUUUGUCAUUGCUUUGUCCAAAUUGUUGCUCAAAAUGUGGAGAUUUUCAUGGAUAUAAUAUGCCCAUUCUUAUGCUCUUGUUAUGUGAGAUGUAAAUAGAAUGGCAAGUUUUCUUUCUUUU
This is a messenger RNA of Cornus florida, 2315 nucleotides long. RefSeq lists its product as uncharacterized. The coding region runs from base 48 to 1760 and encodes 570 amino acids. The record is from RefSeq and is a predicted model, not a curated record. Gene Ontology annotation, cellular component: nucleus; ubiquitin ligase complex; cytosol. Gene Ontology annotation, biological process: protein monoubiquitination; proteasome-mediated ubiquitin-dependent protein catabolic process; protein polyubiquitination. The transcript has 4 exons. Lineage: Eukaryota; Viridiplantae; Streptophyta; Magnoliopsida; Cornales; Cornaceae. Gene Ontology annotation, molecular function: ubiquitin conjugating enzyme binding; cyclin binding; ubiquitin protein ligase activity.